AUGGUCUGCUGCGAGCGCGGACACCUUUUCGGCUGGUACCCCAUUGCGAAUGGCGGGCAGUCGGUCAAAUGGCUCGGCCAAGAAGAUGAAUCCACCUUCCUCAUCACAUUCGCCGCGUUCUCGCCCGACAGCCAUCUUCUCGCAUACCGCGGGGCGGACGGCCUCUGCCGCAUAUGGAGCUUUGAACGCGGCGCCCUGCAGGCAACGCUGAACGAAGACGCAAGCAGCGCCAACUUCGCCGUCCAGUUCGAAGCAGGCCCGGGCCCUCGCAUCGUAACAUGGCGCGGCGACGCGUACGCGCGCACCUGGGACGCCACGAGCGGGCGCGCGCUCGCGGUAACGGGCAUGCACAACGCGUCGGUGCGAGGCGCAUCGUUCUCGUCCAGCGGAAAGCUUCUGACGGUGCUGAGCGACGGGGACGUGGUUGUGUGGGAGCAGGAGUCGGAUGCGGGCUUCACGGGCUCCCGCAUACUGCUGCGUCACAGCGCGGCCACAGGGACAAUCAACAGCGCGUGCUUCUCUCCGGGGGGCCAGUUCAUCGCGUGUGCGGCGUCCGACGGGACCGUGUGCCUCUGGAAGGCAGACGACGCGGCACGCAUCCCGAGAGUCUUCAGGGUUCACGAGGAAGCGACGCUGAUUUCCGCCCUCGCCUUCUCUGCAGACAACGAGCUCCUCGCGUCCGCAGACGCAGCGGGCAUCAUAAAAGUAUGGUCCACCUCCUCGAUGAAAGCGAUCGAGCCGGCACUCCGGGCGCGGCAUACCGCCGCUGUGAACGCCCUGGCAUGGUCUCCGAGCGCGGAUCAUUGGUACUGGCUCGUGUCUGGGUCAGACGACCGGACCGUGUGCCUCUGGGACGUCGCGAAAGGCGUACGGCUGUCCUACCGGCUUGCAGGCCACAGUACCUCGGCAUCGGUCAAGAGCUUGCGUUUCUCGCCUGGGGGUGAGUUCAUUGCGGCUACAUCGUCCGACGGCAUAGUCCGUCUCUGGGAGACGCAUGACCUGACGGCACCCCCAAGAGUGUUCCGAGAGCACACUGGCAAUGCCAUCAACAGCCUGUGUUUCUCGCCGAGCGGAAACUAUGUCGCCUCCGGAUUCUCCGACGGUACUGUCAUAGCCUGGAAGACAAACGACAUCAUGUACCGGGUCGACAUGGAAAACAUCCAUAGCUGGACUGCGCAUACCGGCCCAGUUCUGGCCCUCGCGUUCAAUAACCGCAACGACAAACUGGUGUCUGCAGGUGCGGAUGGGCUCAUCGUGGUGUGGGAUAUCUGUGCCGCGGAGAGGCCUGUCGAGCAGCCAUUGUGGGGGCACACGAAACCCGUGCGCGCGCUUCAGUGGUCCGCGGUCUGGUCGGACCGGCUCGCGUCCGGCGCGGACGAUGGGACGGUACGCAUCUGGGACGUGGAUACGGGGGAGAUCCUCUCUGUGAAGAGGUGCCAUACAUCUGCUGUGAAAGAUCUUCUUGCCUUCUCCCACAACAAGUGUAUCGCGAGUGGCUCGACCUCCGGAGAAAUCGUUCUCUGGGACAUAUGCGCUCGAUCUGUUGUCAUCCGACGGUACGCUCCCAGCCAUACCUAUUGUAGCGUCGGCGCCCCUUCGUCGCCCGUCAUCUUCGCGCUCGCAUUUUCUCCUGACGCCAAGUACCUCGCAUCCGGCGGUGGCGACUGCAACGUCAACAUACGGCAUGUUCUCACGGCAACACACGUCGUAACGUUGCCAGAGAACACGGCGCCAGUUUGCACACUGGCGUGGCCGCCCAAGGGCAAUCAACUCGUAUCUGAAUCUGACGACAAACCUGCACGCCUCUGGGACACUCACACCUGGCAACAGUAG
Trametes versicolor FP-101664 SS1 is the source of this 1833-nucleotide messenger RNA. Its product is annotated as WD40 repeat-like protein. NCBI's taxonomy places the organism in Eukaryota, Fungi, Basidiomycota, Agaricomycetes, Polyporales, Polyporaceae. The coding region runs from base 1 to 1833 and encodes 610 amino acids. The record is from RefSeq and is a predicted model, not a curated record. Gene Ontology annotation, molecular function: protein binding. The transcript is spliced from 6 exons.